AUGCUGGAUGCCUCAGAGGCAGAAACCCCUAAAAUCAAGGAGGAAUGCCCUGAUUCAGUGGAAACGACAGCGUCAGGAAUUGAAAAGAAGGAGUCCUUCGAGAAAUCACCCGGAACUAGUUGGCAAAUGCAACGUCCGCUACAUACCUGGCCAUUUACGGCUGGUGUCAGGGCUCCGUGCUGGGGUGAUGCACAGGCCGGUGUAGCUGCGCAUGGUUACGGCCUGACUUCGGGCAUAAUUUUGCAGCCCCAUCCAUCUGCCAGUAAUUGGACUGGUCUCCCCCCGAUCUACGACCCCUCCCUGGAGAGCGCUCUCUGUGGGGGCUACUUUCGGAACACUGGAUAUCCCAGGAACUUUGUUGGCGCACCGGAUGUGGGCCUACCGUCAACAUCAGGUGAAACCUUGUUAACUCCCUCAGCCGAGCCCAAUGAAACCAUGUCUGUGACGGAGUCGCGACCUAAGACCACAACGGCUGCCGCUGGCGGUAAACAACGGGACAACGGGGUGAUUUCUAGCGCUGCAACUACCACAGCCAACAUGAAUACCACAAUGUAUCGCAAUCGAAAGCGCGAUUCACUCGAUCAUCACCCUGAGAAUCAACAAUCAAAAGCCAAUAAGAGAAGUGACAGUUCGAAGUGGAUCUACAACAGUUCUUCCACCUCGACUGACAGAAACAGAACUGCCUCCUCAAAUGAAAAGGAGACGAAAAACCCCACACUGGAGAUGAACUUCAAGAACUCAGCUAACGCUGCUGGCGACCACGGAACUCUACAUAUUUGA
Molecule: messenger RNA, 780 nt
Organism: Spirometra erinaceieuropaei
Lineage: Eukaryota; Metazoa; Platyhelminthes; Cestoda; Diphyllobothriidea; Diphyllobothriidae
Source: the annotation of a GenBank genome assembly